Molecule: messenger RNA, 1017 nt
Organism: Paracoccidioides brasiliensis Pb18
Exons: 6
Coding region: 1-1017 (338 amino acids)
Biological process (GO): transmembrane transport; carbohydrate transport
Cellular component (GO): membrane
Molecular function (GO): carbohydrate:proton symporter activity
Source: RefSeq, a predicted model, not a curated record
AUGCGUAUUUCCAGAGCAUCUCGCAUCACCUCCCCGCCGCGAUAUGUAAUCGCGGCAGUCAUUGCCUCCACAGGCGGUGUCCUCAAUGUUUUCGAUACGGGCGUGAUCGGCCCUAUCACUACCAUGUCAUCGGCGAACUCGCGCGCAAUAGCACUAGGAGCCCUGCUCUAUGCAAUUGGCGCUAGCAUUGAAGCUGGUUCCAGAAUCAUAAGGGUCCUCUUAUUCGGACGGCUUGUUGCUGGAGUAGGGGAAGGAUUCUUCCUGAGCACCUUAGUCGCCUACAUUUGCGAGAUCUCCGCCGCCAAACAUCGCGGGCUUCUCUCCUCACUCAUACAGUUCUUCAUUACCUCUGGCCCUGUGAUGGGCUAUUUUUCAUGCUAUGGCACUGUUAGCAUCCAGUCCAGCUUUUCGUGGCGAUUCCCGGUCGCCAUGCAGUCUGGAAUCGCACCGUUCCUGACAGCGGCCUCGCUUUUCUAUCUCCCAGAAUUACCGCGGUGGCUUUUUCAUCACGGCCAUGGAGCUGGUGCGGAAGCGGCUUGUAUCAGACUUGGCAUCUCUAUCGUUGAAACUGAUAAUCUAGUAGAACGGGAAGAACCUUCGCAUGAGCACCGAAACGAGGAAGAGUCGUCAACUCUUGUCCUGGGUCCUGGGGCGCAGAAGCAGGCGCUUCUGGGUGCGUUCUUGAUGUCGAUGCAGCAAUUUAGUGGAAUUGAUGGGGUCAUCUAUGUAUGCAGUAUGCCCCUCUACGUUUUAAGCAAGCCGGAUUAUCUUCAUCGACAGCUUCCUUUAUGGCUUCAGGAGUAUCCGCUCUCCUCCUCUGUCUUGCUUCUGUCUCUCUACGCUGACAAAAUAGGGCGGCGUGCGUCCGCAUUGUAUGGGGGAUCCAUUCACGCAGCCAACAUGGCUCUAAUUGGUAGCCUUUACGCUUCAAAUAGCGUUCACGCGGUUUCAGGCGCCGGCAGAUGGGUCGUUAUCGUCUCGAUAUAUCUAUCCUCAAUAACUUACAGCAUGAGUUGA